UUUAAUCCACAUGGACUUGAGCAGCUGUAGCACUUUAAAAUUGCGGAUAAAUUAAUUGCCAUAGCUUUGCAGACAUCAUUUUCUGUCGGUUCUUUCAGUUAGUUUCACUAGUUAUCUGGUUAUAUUACUGAUUUCCAUCUUAAAUUAGCUGGAAAGAUGCGAGAGGCCUGUAUGAGGACUGUAACUCAUCGUCAAGCUGGUCAACUUCUCCAUAACAAAUUUGUUGUCGUCCUUGGAGAUUCGAUUCAGCGGUCUGUGUACAAAGACUUGGUGUUGCUUUUGCAAAGAGACUCUUACCUGUCGGUAUCCCAGCUCAAAAGCAAGGGAGAGCUGUCCUUUGAACAAGACCAUCUAGUAGAGGGGGGAAGACUAGGUCACAUGAACAAUGGCACCGAGUACAGAGAAGUUCGUCAGUAUCGCACUGACCAUCACUUGGUCCGGUUCUACUUCAUCACACGCGUCUUCUCUCGGUACAUGGAGAGCAUCCUUGCUGACUUCAAACAUGACCUGAAGCCAGAUGUGGUCAUAGUCAGCUCCUGUGUUUGGGAUGUAUCAAGAUAUAACCGUAAUUGGGUCCCAGAGUACAAGGAGAACCUAAAUAAAUUCUUUUUGAAGCUGAAGGCUGUUCUGCCAGAGGAAAGUCUUGUGGUUUGGAACAUGACCAUGCCUCUGGGCAAGAAGAUCAUUGGAGGUUUUUUGGUACCUGAGAUUCAGGAUAUCGGCCCAACUCUUCGCUAUGAUGUGAUUGAGGGAAACUUCUAUGGUGCAAUGCUGGCAGAUGCAUACGGGCUAGACGUUCUAGACCUUCACUUUCUCUUCCGGUUUAGCCUCCAGCACCGCAUGAAAGACGGGGUUCACUGGAAUGCACUUGCUCAUCGUCAGAUCACAUGCUUGCUGCUGGCUCAUGCUGCUCAGGCCUGGGGUGUAGAGCUGCCCAACCCUGUUGCCCCAGACCAGAGUAAGACAUCACUGCUGGAAUACAAGCAGACUCCAAAUCAAAGCUUCUGUAGGCCAGGAGGAUCCAUGACAGAUUCUGGUCGUUAUGGAGCUCCAGUCUGGCAACAACAGUUGCCCUAUGAUGGCUGUGGACCCCAUUUUUAUGAAGAUAGUUUACCUACGGACUCUCAGUUCGGCACUGGUUAUUUCAGCUUUGAGAACAAAACAGAUAAUAAUGGUGGGAGCUACAACAUCCACUGUGGCAGUAAUGGCAGAACUGCUCCAGCUGUCCACUCCUCAACAGGGAACAACUUGGUGAUGAAGCAAAAGCAGACAAAGCAUCAGUAUAAUCCAUACGAUCGACAUAAUCCUACCCGGCAUUACAGAUACUGAAAACAAGCAAUGAUGUGAUUUGUUUGAUUGUGGUUUAUUUGUGUACAGUAACCUGUAAAAAUGUAAACUAACUUUUUCACUUUUUAUAAUGUGCUGUUGUGACUAGGCCCCAUCUGC
This is a messenger RNA of Tachysurus vachellii, 1446 nucleotides long. RefSeq names its product family with sequence similarity 113 (gene fam113). The transcript is spliced from 8 exons. Bases 157 to 1329 code for a protein of 390 amino acids. The record is from RefSeq and is a predicted model, not a curated record. Lineage: Eukaryota; Metazoa; Chordata; Actinopteri; Siluriformes; Bagridae.